UGAGUCCGGCUGAAACAAGCCGAGUUAGCGAUUCUGCUUUUUCCACGAAAAUAUAUAAUCAGUUGGCAGAUAAAUUACACACCGAAUUAGAGAAUCACGUAUGAUAAUACUCACGCUUUUAUCCAGUUCUUAAUAAGCGUUAAUAAUAACGGAAAGAAACGGAAACAACCCGUGAUGCUCCACGGAAGAAUUUAAGCGACGGACAAGAUGGACGACUAAUGUGGAAAAGUGCAACCAGGCGCAGGACUUUUAAAACUUUAAGUUGAUUUAAGUCUCGUUUAUCGUCAAAACAACUCAAGUUUUAAAGUUUGUUAGUUUCCCCACAAAUUACAGAUUAUUGGAGCAGCUGACAGAAACUGUGACGCAACUAAAUCCGAGGUUUUCUAACAGCAUCAUGGCGCUGUCGACAAAUCAAAGUUUCCCGGGUGAUAUUAAAGUAACACCUCCUGAAGAAGAAGACGUGGUUACAAAAGAUGAAAUGUCUCCGUGUGUCCUCGGACAGACCAAAGCCUCCGCCCCCAGAGAGUUAACCCCGGAGGAGCGGGACAGACUCGGCGGGGAGCGGACUGUGGUGUCCGACUUCAAACUGAUGAAGCUGGAGAAAGACGCGCAGAAGAACUGGGACCUGUUUUAUAAAAGAAACACGACCAACUUCUUCAAGGACAGACACUGGACCACCAGAGAGUUUGAAGAGCUCAAGGCAUGCAGAGAGUUUGAGUCUCAGAAGCUGGUGCUGCUGGAGGCCGGCUGCGGCGUCGGGAACUGCAUCUUCCCUCUGCUGCAGGACGACCUCAACAUCUUUGUUUACGCCUGUGACUUCUCACCACGAGCUGUUGAGUUUGUCAAACAAAACCCUCUGUACUGCCCCGAGCGCUGCUGUGCCUUCCAGUGUGACCUCACUAAAGACGACCUGAGGGAGAAUGUGGCCGAAGGCAGCGUGGACGUCGUCACUCUCAUCUUUGUGCUGUCGGCCAUCCACCCCGACAAGAUGAAGCUGGCGUUGCAGAACAUCAGCAGGGUGCUGAAGCCCGGAGGCAUCGUCCUGUUCAGGGACUACGGCCUGCACGACCACGCCAUGCUGCGAUUUAAAGCCGGCAGCAAGCUGGGGGAGAACUUCUACGUCCGCCAAGAUGGAACCAGGUCCUACUUCUUCUCUAAAGUCUCCUUCCGUCUGCUUCCAGAGUUCCUGGCUGAGCUGUGUGUGGACGCCGGCCUCCAAUCUGUUUCUAACGACUACGUCCUGAGAGAGACGGUCAACAAAAAGGAGGGGCUUUGUGUUCCCAGAGUGUUCCUGCAGAGCAAAUUCACCAAACCCAGCUAGUCACAGAGCUCCUGAUGUCACUCAGCCUCAUACUUCUACAAACAGGUGGACAAAUACUGUUUGGGAGACACGGGAGGUUCAGGGAGAUGAAGAACUCCUCCGACGACUAAUCAACUGCUGCCUUUUGUUCCUUCGCCAGCAGAUGGCGACAGUGUUUGAACUGAGACUCUUACAGGUGGGAAUAUGUGGAACUGUGUGAACACUGAAGCACAAACUGUUGUGCCUGGACGUUAGCUGGACACAGAGCGAAUCUCAGUGAACAGUAUUUAUCCGUUCAGAUCAGUUUAAGUUUCAUUUCACAGCUGUCGUCACUCUGAUCGGCCUGUCGCGUCACCUGGAGACGUUUCUCUGUCAGCCUUAAAACUUCUCCUGUUUUGAUGCCUCCUCUAUAAUUUACUGCGUCCCUUAUUUAUGUGAUCUUUUUAAUGAGGUGUCUUAACAUCAUCAGCGAUUGUCAGAUCCGACCUCCUGCUGCUGCUCCUCUCUGAUAAACAUAAAUAUGAAACAGAAAUCACAGAUGCUCUGCGCUAACGUGUGCUCUUGCGGGCGAGACCAGCAAAAGCACGUGAACACACAUGAACGCGUUGCCCACGUCUCACGGUCUCGCGCAAGCGCACACGUGAGCGUGGUGCCCAGAGAGGCAGUCAGAGCUACAGGCUACAACGAGGCUAAAAACAGAGUUCAAAUGAGGUUUUUCCAAACAACUUUUUAUGUCGGGGCUUCAGGACACUUGGAUCACUACGGACGAGCAGUAUGGAGAUAUUUUGUGGUUUCAAUGAUGUGUUUUUGGACGUUUGAAUCUGGGGCGCCGUCAGCCUCCAUUAGGUGGAGUUGUGUUGCUACCUCCUCUCCCCUUGGAUCUCUGCAAGUGAUGUGAGGACUCUAAAACUUCACCUGAGCCUCCCUCGGCAUAUGGUGAUGGAUUAAUCUCCACACACCCACAGCA
Epinephelus fuscoguttatus (brown-marbled grouper) is the source of this 2267-nucleotide messenger RNA. It is a transcript of the gene mettl6, whose product is annotated as methyltransferase 6, methylcytidine. NCBI's taxonomy places the organism in Eukaryota, Metazoa, Chordata, Actinopteri, Perciformes, Serranidae. Bases 395 to 1321 code for a protein of 308 amino acids. The record is from RefSeq and is a predicted model, not a curated record. The transcript has 8 exons.